This is a messenger RNA of Dicentrarchus labrax (European seabass), 1943 nucleotides long. It is a transcript of the gene enoph1, whose product is annotated as enolase-phosphatase 1. Gene Ontology annotation, molecular function: magnesium ion binding; acireductone synthase activity. The transcript has 6 exons. NCBI's taxonomy places the organism in Eukaryota, Metazoa, Chordata, Actinopteri, Moronidae. The record is from RefSeq and is a predicted model, not a curated record. The coding region runs from base 370 to 1155 and encodes 261 amino acids.
CUUCGCGUGUGUUUUUUUUAUUUAUUUUUUUAUUUUUUGUAUUUUUUUGGUGCGUCUCCGCUCAGCAGCGCCACCCGCCGAGCUUCCGGCGCCAGGCGGUACUGCAGCCUCCCGAACAUGUGUGCUCACUGUUGUUUCUGAGGCGAGUCAGUGUUAGCUGCGAGGGGAUGGCAGUCACAGCAAGCUAGAGGCCGACAGCAGAACCAGACAGGGCACAUUUAGAGGCAGUUAGCUCGUCUUUACUCUGCUUCACCUGCUCCGGGUUGGAGAAGCAAGCGAGGGGCGGCGUUCACUGCCUUUUAACACGCUGCUGCUGCUGCUGCUCGUUGAAGCUAACGUCGGCUGCAAGACUCCUUAAAAGAGAUAAAAAUGGCCUCUGUUUCAGUUCCUGCUGGUACCAGUGCACUCUUGUUGGAUAUUGAAGGGACAACCACGCCAAUUACGUUCGUAAAGGAUAUCUUAUUUCCGUACAUCAGGGAGCACCUCGAGGAUUACUUGUCCACUCACUGGGAAGAAGACGAGUGCAAACAAGAUGUCCAUCUCUUAAAGAAACAGAUUGAAGAGGACAUGAAACAGAAUCGUUCGGGCCCCGUCCACACCGUGGACCAGACGGUCCACACAGACGAGGAGAAGGCCAUUAGGGAAGUAGUGGAUAAUGUGCUGUGGCAGAUGGCAGCAGACAGGAAGUCGACAGCACUCAAACAGCUCCAGGGUCACAUGUGGAGGGCGGCUUAUUCUUCUGGGAGAAUCAAAGGCGAGAUCUACCAGGAUGUAAUCCCAUCCAUCAAAAGAUGGAAAGAACAAGGAUUAAAAGUGUAUAUUUACUCCUCUGGAAGCGUGGAGGCACAGAAACUUCUGUUUGGAUACUCCGUCGAAGGAGAUGUUUUAGAUUUAUUUGAUGGUCACUUUGACACCAGUAUAGGAGCUAAAGUAGAAGUCAAGAGCUAUGAGAGAAUUGCUGAGAGGAUUGGCUGUCAGCCCGAGGAGAUAGCAUUCUUGACAGACGUCACUCGAGAGGCCAAAGCAGCCGAAGAAGCCGGGUUCAACGUGGUGGUGGUGGUCCGGCCCGGGAACAUGGAGCUGACGGAUGACGAGAGGGCCCACUAUAACCUCAUUACAACCUUUAGCCAACUUGAACUGACGGGACGUGUUUAACACAAGAACUUCUCUGACUUCAUUUCAUAACGACCUGUUCCUUCUCCUCUUUGACCCACCCCCCCCACCCUCCCCCACCCUCCUUCCUCCCUUUUUUUUGCAACCCUGAUGUUUUUGUUGAAGAAGUGUAGGAGAUGCUGCCGGGACUACGGUUAGCCAACAAGUCCCGGUUCAUCUAUCCAGAUCUUUCCGGAUGCCUUUUCAUGUGUGUGGAGACGGAUAAAAUAAAUGGAACAACACUCUGAUUGGACCAUUUGAUUGACUGGGAAGAGAACUUAAAGAAGAAACUGCACGUGACCUGUGACGUUACUUUACCUUUUUACCUUUUAGAUGAACCGUCUUUCGGUUGCCAGUUCUGAAACCUCUCCGAUGUUAAUCAAAACUUUCCGACUGUGUGUGCCGUAUUUGUCACCGUUUUGUAAACAUUUUACAUCCAUGUGCCCCCCCCCCACACACACAUACACGCGUGUUGUAUGAAGUUUAUCCAGUGAUUGAGCUGUUUAACAUUGUAAUGUUUUAGAAAGUAGAACUACAGUAUAGAUACACUCAGUGGUGCUGCUGACAGAAAGUUCUCAUUUCAAACUUUGUUCGAAAGUCUUAAUAAGUCCCCCCCCCACUCGCAGGUGAACGGUGUCUAUUUAAAUGUGCCAUCCUCGUUUGUCAUCUGUAACGUUGGUGUUGGAAAGUCACCUAAAAAUGCCAAAUUGAUGAUUUGUGUGUGAAACGUAAUUGGUAUUCUUCAGGAAAUCUAAAAACUUGCUUCCAAUAAAUGCCUUGUCUCACAUGGA